Xenopus laevis (African clawed frog) is the source of this 1957-nucleotide messenger RNA. RefSeq names its product protein eva-1 homolog C (gene eva1c.S). Lineage: Eukaryota; Metazoa; Chordata; Amphibia; Anura; Pipidae. Gene Ontology annotation, cellular component: membrane. The transcript has 8 exons. Gene Ontology annotation, molecular function: carbohydrate binding. The record is from RefSeq and is a predicted model, not a curated record. Bases 440 to 1744 code for a protein of 434 amino acids.
GUAUUGCCAGUGAUCAUGGCACUGAGUGCUGAUCAGGAGCUGAGUACAAGUCACAUAGCUGCCCAUAGAGUGCUCUUUCCAGGGUCUCUGCUAUAGAGGGAAUCCAGCUGUUGGAAUGCAACGGGUAACCCUGUAAGUGCCAGGGGCAGUAGUAUUGUGACUCAACAGUCACCUGUGUUUAUAGUAUUGUGACUCCGGCAGGGUUGUCACCUUUUCUGGAAAAAAAUACAGACCUUCCUAUAUUCUUGUUGUUUUUUCCUAUUAAUAACAUUGGCAUCAAUUAUAAUUUUUACCGGCCAGGUGGCAACCCUAGACUCUAGGGAUCUGGCAGCCAGGCUGGGCAGGGCGAGCUGAUGAGACAUGCUGCUGCUGCUGCUAAUGUGCUUCUCGGUGGAUUUAAGCAACAGGCUGGGGAUCAUGUGAGUGCAAGGUCCGCAUCAUGGUCCAGCGAGAUGGGCGCAAAGGGAGACAGGUGAUUGGCACAAACCUUCUGUACUGCAUUCUCCUCCUCCUCUGGACUAAAGAGCUCUCUGCACUGACUGAAUUCUCAGGGUAUCUGACCAAACUCUUAGAGAAUCGCACAGUGUCGGCGUGUGAUGGUGACCACCUGACCCUGCAGUGUCCUCGCCAUUCCACUGUCAGCAUUCAGUCUGCUUUCUAUGGCAGCCCUUUAAAUAUUAAUCACCGGAACUGCUCGUCGUUACCUGUCGUGACCAUGCACCAAGCCAAGAUGGGCUGCUGGGUACAGACUGCGCUCCAGAAAGUACUGGAUGAAUGCCAGAACCUCAGAUCCUGCCAACUCCCUGUGAACAGUCGUGUUUUUGGGCCGGACCCGUGUCCGGGUACAACCAAAUAUCUACUGGUGUCUUACAAGUGCAAACCUACUGAAUACAAAUCUGCUUCUGUCUGUGAAAAUGAUGAGCUGAAGCUUCACUGCAAGGAGCCCAAACUCCUGAACAUCUACUCUGCGGUCUACGGCAGGUCCGCCCAUGAAAAGAAUACUUGUCCUAACCAAAUGGACCAGGGAACUCCAUACGACUGUUUAUCCUAUGCUGCUUUGGAUCUCCUAGCGCAGAGAUGUUACGGCAAACAAAGGUGCAAAAUGACUGUAAACGAUGAAAACUUUGGAAGUCCGUGUCUGCCUGGAGUUGUUAAAUAUCUUACUAUAAAUUAUUCCUGUGUUCCAAAAAUCUUACUGACAGAGGUCGACCCAAAGCUCUCUGUUAUAGCUCCCUCUUUGAAGCAGAAUGACGGUGGAUAUGAUAACAAACUUGUCCCCCGUGAGUCUCAACUUCCCAGUAAAGAUGGACUCUUUCUCAGCAAUCUCCUUGCUGCAUUUUCUUAUAUCAGAGAUCACCCGGAAACGACGGCCCUUUUUUUCACUUUGGGCAUUUGCAUCGGGCUCAUCGUCACAGUGUUUGCCCUUGUGAUCCAGAUAUCCCGAAGGACUGAUGGCGUGAGCACACCGAAAAUAAAUGGACACGCUGUGUGUGCUAAAGACUGUGAAGGAAUGGCAGCGUCUAGCAGUGAAGAGGAGGAUGAUGAUGAUGAUGAUGGGUCUGCAAAAUCCCACUUCUCUGAAGAGUUUCGGCAGCUGUGUAAAGCUUCCCGGCCGGUGUAUAAUGCAAUGGAUGCUGCAGACCUUGCAGAGAGGAUAGAACGUAGGGAACAGAUCAUUCAAGAAAUCUGGUUGAACAGUGGUUUGGAUCUACCACCUAAUAGACUCACCAACCUUUACUUCUAAGGGUAUCACUGAUAAAGCAUGGAUCUCAACCCUAUGGCUGAACUGCAGCUCCCGGGAUCUCAAAAUAACCUAAUGGCUAAAGGCUUUUGCGGGGGAAUGUAAUAAAAACCGCAAAGAGAAAAACAAUUCGCACCAAUAAGAAUAAAAAUCCACAUCUCGCAAUGUAAUAUUGUUCCUUACUGUUAUUACAUUGCGAAUUUUAAUUAAUUUUAA